AUGAGCUCAACGGGGCCAUCGAGAAGACGCGCGUUGCACUAUUGGAGCACAAAAGCCAACCUACUCAGGCAAGCUUUGAAGCCAACCAGAAACAAUGCACAGAAUACAGCUAGACGAUGUGCGAAUAACUAUUGGCUCAAGAUGUGCAAGAGCAUACAGUUAUUAUUCGAAACCGGUGACAUUUGCAGGAUUCUGAUUUUUCUUCACAUUAUUAUUUUUCUCUUACUUCUUCUACACUUUUUCUUUUUCUUCUUAUUUUUUCUCUUUCUUUUUUUUUGUCCUUUUCUUCUUAUUUUUCUUUUUUUAUUUUCUUCUUUUUCUUCUUCUAUUUACUCUUUCUUUUUUGUCCUUUUCUUCUUAUUUUCUCUUUUUCUUUUCUUCUUUUUCUUCUUCUAUUUACUCUUUCUUUUUCUUUUUGUCCUUUUCUUCUUAUUUUUCUCUUUUUCUUUUCUUCUUUUAUUUUUUCUUCUCUUCCUUAAUUUCUUCUUCAUUUUAUUUCUUUCUCUCCAGCACAUUUCCAAUAAAAAUUUCUUAUUUAAGUUAAUAUUUCUCUUCGUAAAGUUGCUUCUCUUUUUAUCUCUUUCUGUAACUGAUACAUACGAAUUCGUUUCGCCAUCUCACCUCCCAAUUUUCUCACCAACGCUGUUUUCUUUCCAAUUUUUUUUUCUUCGUUUCGAAACUGUUCUUUACACUUUUCUUUCUCUCUGUUGA
Acanthosepion pharaonis is the source of this 711-nucleotide messenger RNA. The record is from the annotation of a GenBank genome assembly. Lineage: Eukaryota; Metazoa; Mollusca; Cephalopoda; Sepiida; Sepiidae.